AUUUUUUAAAUAAUGGAUAAAUCAAAAGUUUCACCACAAGAAAUUUAUGAAGUACUUGAGGAACAGAAGAAGUUACAGGAAGUUAAAACUAAACUAUUGGGAAUUCUUAAUAAAGUCAAUCAAACCAUAAAUUCUUUAACGGUAGAGAAUCUUCAAUUAGCCCAAUGCAUUGAUCUUAGUGACAACGAGGAACAGGAAGUGAUUCCACCGAAUCCAGUUGUAAGUCCUCCCGAUCCAUCAUUUAGCUAUAAUCAAUUGGAGCAGUCGGAGUUGAUAAAUCAACAGAUGAUAGAAAUAGAUGUGAAGCCAUGCUUUGAGGAAAUAGACUCUGAUGAAGAACUUGAGCAUCUUUAAUUGAUUUUAAAAUAUAUAUUUUUUUUUAUGUAAUAAGGAUCUCUUUAUUUUUAAAUUCAAUCACAAUUGAAUCAAAAAUUAUAAAGCUUAUAACAUUAGCCAUUUACAUAAAGUUUCGUGUCUCC
This is a messenger RNA of Chironomus riparius, 479 nucleotides long. NCBI's taxonomy places the organism in Eukaryota, Metazoa, Arthropoda, Insecta, Diptera, Chironomidae. The record is from the annotation of a GenBank genome assembly.